CGUAGCUUGUUGUCGCGCAGCGCUUGUAUUGAGACAGAACCAGAAAGCCUGUUCUCACUCCCCGGUGUGUCGUGUUUCCUGUGGAAGAUGUGGCCGGGUUUCAGCGCGACCUGUGUGGGCGGGAGUGAGUGUGAAUGAACGGUCAGCAGCAGGUACACUCCCCGCCGCGAUGAGGUUCCGUCUGGCCGGAGCUGUGCUGCUGUCGGUGGCCGCCUACUACGUCUAUCUGCCGCUGCCGAGCGGCGUGUGCGAGCCGUGGAAGCUGAUGCUGCUGGACGCGGUGUUCCGGACCUUCAUGCAGGCGAGUGACGCGGCUCACGCGCUGGGCCUCUGCCACCGUGUCCACCUGCUGAACCACUUGGUGUCCUGGGUGGAGGAGAUUGAGGCGCGCUCCUGCGACGCCGUACACGUGACCGACUGCAAGCUGGGGGGCGUGUCCACAAGAGUCUUCCAGCCCAAGGGCGGGGAAAAGCUGAAAAGGGGAGUGGUGUAUUUCCACGGAGGCGGUUGGGCCCUCGGCAGCGGCCGGAUGAGAUCUUAUGACCGCCUUUGCCGCAAAAUGGCGGAGGAUCUGGACGCCGUCAUCAUGUCUGUGGAUUACCGGCUUGCUCCGGACGCCGUGUUCCCAGAUCAGUUCAACGAUGCGUUAGCGGCAUCGUGGGACUUCCUGUCCCUGGAGGUGUUGGAGCGAUACGGCGUUGACCCGGAGCGGCUCUGUGUGUCCGGGGACAGCGCUGGAGGGAACCUCGCUGCUGCUGUGGCUCAGGAGCUCAGCUCAGAUGAAAGUCUCACUGUGAAGUUCAAACUCCAGGCGUUGAUCUACCCGGUGCUGCAGGCGCUUGACUUCCACACGCCGUCUUACCAGCAGAACCAGGCCGUGCCCAUCCUCUACAGGCCGUACAUGGCCCGGUUCUGGCUGCAGUACUUGGGCGGUGACUCCUCCCUGGAGCCCCUCCUCCUCGCCAAUAACCACAGCUCGCUGGACGAGGUGGCCGUCGACGCCGAAACCCGCUCCAGACUGGACUGGACCACUCUGCUCCCAUCUGAGCGCAGGAAGGACUACAAGCCGGUCGUCAAGGAGACGGGGUCGCCGGGGCUGACGGAUGAGUUGCUGGCGGCGCUGACGGACGUGAGGGCGGCACCGCUGCUGGCGGAGCAGAGGAUUCUGGGUAGGACGCCAAAAGCGUACGUGAUGACGUGUGAGUUUGACGUCCUCCGGGACGACGGGCUCAUGUACGUCAGACGUCUGCAGGACGCCGGUGUCCCGGUGACCAGCGACCACUAUGAGGACGGUUUCCAUGGCUGCAUGGUGUUCGCGUCGCUACCGAUGAUGUCCGACGUCGGACAGAGAAGCUUAAACAACUACAUCCAGUGGUUAGACAGGAAUUUGUAGACAAAACUCAGCCCAGAUCCUGAAACUAAAGCUCAGGAUCAAGAUAAUUAUCACUGAUAUAAAUAUGUGGAAGAAAAAAACCCACACUCACAUUAUAAAUGUUUUUAUUGUCGUGGACGGAAGAGGAUUAGGACCACAUAUGAGUCUCUCUGGAAACUAAAUUUAAAAAAUCAAAAAGUCACAAUUCUGAGGAAAAUGUU
Molecule: messenger RNA, 1593 nt
Organism: Solea senegalensis (Senegalese sole)
Lineage: Eukaryota; Metazoa; Chordata; Actinopteri; Pleuronectiformes; Soleidae
Product: neutral cholesterol ester hydrolase 1-like
Exons: 4
Coding region: 170-1393 (407 amino acids)
Cellular component (GO): membrane
Molecular function (GO): carboxylic ester hydrolase activity
Source: RefSeq, a predicted model, not a curated record